UGGCGAGUUUCCCGGCCACUGCUGGCCAAUCAGGAGAGGAAUAACAGCAUGGGCGCCAGACACCAACAAGAAGUGCUCUCAGGGUGAUCAGCGAGUGCGGAGGGCGAGCGGCUCUGUACGGCAGAGGUGCCCUAUUCACAGCGACUGGAGUCCGCUCAGCCCGCCAUGCCACAGGGGAAGAGGAAAAGAGCUACAGAUAAGAUACAUGCAUGCUUCCCAGAUGAUGCCAGUACCAGUACAAAUAAAUCCACUGGAGAAGGGGUAAUGAAGCCGUCAUCGCUCAACAAAGCAUGGAUGAAAUGUGGCGAGGGAUUUCAUAAGUGUCCAGGAGAAAAGCAAUCUAAGCCAUCAGGAAGAAAAUCCCAAGUUGUUCGGCACUUGGCACAGUCCUUUUUUCUCAGUGAAGAAACUUCAGCAGAUGACUGCACAAAAGACCCAGCGGAUAUUGUCUGGAGUUCCAGCGACAGCAAUUUGUCCAAUGAUGAGGGUGAAGAGACAGAUUCACUACUUGACAUUGCUGAACUAUCCCCUCAGAGUGCCAGGAGAAUGCAGGUUACCGAUAUGCCUGUUUCUUUAGAAGGUUGCAGUGGAGUUGCUGCUGAUGGUAUUACGAUUACUGAUUUUCAAGAUGACAGUGAACUGGAGUGUUCGGAUAAGUGUUAUGCGUCUGAAAAUGCUGAAAGUGUUGUGGAGAUCUCAGACUCUGAAUCUUCAACCAGCGAUCUUUUUACAUCUCAGCAGUGUGAGCCAAAACUUUCAAAAGCUUUGAGUAUUUUGGAAUAUGUUUCUGAUGAGCCUGAAGACGAAUGCAGUGUUCCAUCUGAAAGGCAGAACGUGCCAGUAUGCGAGGAAAACACCUCAGGAGGAAGAACUGUAAGUGAGUGGGUGAAAACUGCACAAGUUCUGCUCCAGACUCCAAGGAAGAAAAUGGACAAAGCAUUCAAGACACCUGAGGAUUCUGCUAAGAAGAAAAAGCGGUUUGUCAGGGGAGGCCUAGCUGAAAGGCUCAAUCGGCUGCAGAACAGAGAAAGAUCUGCUAUUACAUUUUGGAGGCAUCAAUCUGGAUCUGAUUGCAGAAUACCUAUGGGAGAUAAAUCGGACACACUUCUUUUAAAGUUGAUUGACAUCCAUGAGGAGUGUGCAGUAUGGAUUGCAGCUUGUCAGACUUUAACAGACCAACAGACCAUAGACAACCCUGUCAUAAAUCACCAUACAGAUGCGACAAAGCUGAAAGUUCUGUUUUCACGACAAACCAUAGAGCAACUUAAGCCAAAGCUGAAUGACAUCAUUCACAUCUACCCACCAUGGCAAAAAUUAUUUCUCUAUGAUGAAGAUAUGUCUAUCAUCAUUAACACAUACCACAGCCAAAAGAUUAUAGCAAACCAGAAUGAAGAUACAGAGGAUAAGACCUACUGCUCAACUUCACCAGUAAAGAAAAGAUUGGUGCCAUUAUCAGUAGUAUUUCAAUUAGAUAAUGGAAAUUCUAGCUGUCAUGUAGAAUGCCAAAGCAGGCAGCAAGUUUCAGUUGCCAGUGCACUUCAAAGUUUGCUUUGCAAUCCUGAGAACAGUCUUUGUGCAAGAUCCAGGACAAACAACUCUUUACUGGAUUUGGUGGAAACCCAAGGAGCUUCUGGGUGGAAAGGUGUAUGCAUCUGUGUUGUUCAGCGAGUUUAUUGCCUUACUUCAAGGGAUAGUCCAAGACAUCUUCAUCAAGAAUGUAUGAAAAAAAUUCUUGACGCUACAGCAAUGCCGCAAAAGCCAAAUUUCAGUCUAUGUCUUCUUAUCCAAGAUACUUAUGGGAUAUUUAGUGAACUUCAAGUACAGUUAACAGACACUGCUACAGAAGAUAUAGAAAAAUAUUGCCAAAUGUUGGAAGGGAAAUCGUGUUGCUUCUCUGGACUGAAGAUUUUACAAAGAACAACAAGGGGAAGGGCUCCGGGACUCUUCAGUUUGAUUGACAGUCUGUGGCCUCCAUUGGCUCCCAUAAAAAUCCAUGGACAAAGUCAGGAGCAAGGACAGAUAUCCUGUGCUCUGCCUUCUCCCAGCUUCUGUUAUGUCCUUGCUUUAAGAUAUGAGGAAGGUAGUGAAAGCAUUAAACCAGGAGAUAUUGUGUCAGAUCUAUACCUGCCUCCUGUCAUCCACAGUCUUGAUGAAAUUCUGCAGGUGGUUGUUCUCAGUCAGCGGUGCAGCUUUUGGGCAACAGUGAUAUAUGUGAGGCCUGAGAUACAAGGUGACCUGCCAAUGAAGAAGGAAUUUUGGAUAUAUGUGACAGAUGCUACUCUCCAGAUGACGCCAGAGACAUCGGGAAUCCCUAAAAUUCUCUCAGUGUGUGUCUUGCCUUCUUGUGCAGUGGACACUAGGGUACUAGAGGCCCUUGCCAACAAGUUAACUUACAAGAUGUUUUUUAAAGAUGCAGUAAAAGAGAACGGCAAGAUAAUUUGUGUAGAACGCACAGUGCUUUCAUUACAAAAGCCCCUUUUAUCCCAGGUUUCUGUCAUUAACGAGCUGACUGGCCCUGUUAUACUGGACAAACUGGAUUCUGCAACAGAGGCAAACUCCUUGCGCAUUGUGACAGGAAUUAUUAAUGGAGUUGAUGAGAGAGAAUCUUUUUCUUGGCCUGUGUGUAACUUAUGUGGAAGCAGUAAGCUACAGCCUUGGGACUCAGACAGGCACAAGUAUUUAUGUCGGCAGUGUGCUGCAAACAUAAGUUCUCCAGUUAUUAGGAUGCAGCUUGAAGUAUAUCUGCACUGUGAAUUAACUCCAGAUCAUAUAGUAAGAUUAAAGCUGCAGCAGAAUACCAUUUCUUCUAUUCUAAGUUCUUGCUCCAGUGAAGAUGGGCGCUAUGAGGUGAGUGCCAUCCUGGGGAGGCAGGUGGGGCCUGUGUCCUGCUAUGUCCAGCAUGUGAGCAGCAGCGUGGCCCUGGAAGAGAUCUGCCUUCUUCAAGCUGGAAUGCCAGAGCGUCAAGGGGGUCUGGACUUUGCUGUAUAGCCACUAACAUGUGGAACACAACAUUUUACACUGCAAUUGUGUUUUAAUGAAUUCAUUAACUAGACAUGAACAAGUGCCAACUGUUGAAGAACUACAAGUGUCAGUAGAUGGUCACAUGUUACCAGUGCCUUCAGCAGAGCAUUCCCUUCUCUAUGUAAAUAACAGGGACAUGUUUCAAUAAAAACCAUGUUUGUAAA
Molecule: messenger RNA, 3185 nt
Organism: Rana temporaria (common frog)
Lineage: Eukaryota; Metazoa; Chordata; Amphibia; Anura; Ranidae
Gene: SPIDR
Product: scaffold protein involved in DNA repair
Exons: 20
Coding region: 166-2988 (940 amino acids)
Biological process (GO): regulation of establishment of protein localization to chromosome; double-strand break repair via homologous recombination
Cellular component (GO): nuclear chromosome; nucleoplasm
Source: RefSeq, a predicted model, not a curated record